Colletotrichum higginsianum IMI 349063 is the source of this 1149-nucleotide messenger RNA. RefSeq names its product Fungal specific transcription factor domain-containing protein. Gene Ontology annotation, molecular function: carboxy-lyase activity. Bases 1 to 1149 code for a protein of 382 amino acids. The transcript is spliced from 2 exons. The record is from RefSeq and is a predicted model, not a curated record. NCBI's taxonomy places the organism in Eukaryota, Fungi, Ascomycota, Sordariomycetes, Glomerellales, Glomerellaceae.
AUGACCAACAUCCCCUGUUGUCCGAUCCCGACGGUGCAACACACCAUAGCCGGCGAGUACGGCUACCUCGACACCAUGUACCACCUCUGCGAAAUCAUCUCGCGCCGCCUCAACCCGGACGUCGCGACAUCCGUGAGCUACGAGCAGAUGGUGGAGAACUGCGAGGCCGUCGAAAACCUGCGCAACAUGGUGGCCCCCAACAUCCGCAUCAAGGAGCAGUGCAAGCGGGCCGUCGACCGCCUCCAGCACUACGCCGUGCGCCUGCACACCUCCUUCGUCAUCUCCGUCUGCUGCCGGCCGGCGCUGCGGCGGGACUGCACCAAGCUCACGCCCGAGCAGAAGCGCCACCUGUCGGAAAAGUGCCAGCACAACCUCGCCGAGACGGUGCGCAUGUUCCUCGCCAUGCACCAGCUCUCCGUCAUCCCGACGCGCAGCUGGGCCUUCACCUACCACGGCCUGUCGUCGGCGCUGCUCCUCGGCAUCCUGGGCGAGACCAAGAACAGCCCCGAGGUCCGCCAGCUGCAGGGCGACCUCAUCGCCGCGCUGUCGGCGACGGCCGCCAAGGAGGCCACGUCGCCGUCGGCGCACAUCCCCAAGACGGACAAGGACAUUGAGCUGUCGGGUCCGCUGUGGAGGGCGCUGACGGCGCUGCGCAACAUCUACGAGCACGGCACCAUCAUGGGCACGUCGCAGCUGAAGGGCACCGACUCGAGCGGCACGGGGAGCGGCGCGAGGACGCCGCUGCCGCCGAUGCUCAUGGGCCCAAUGGCCAACAACGUCAACGGCGGAGCCGACGGCGGCGGUGUCGGCAAGGGCUUCGGCCUCGACCCGCACCAGGAUGCCGCCCUCGCCAUGGCCGAGAUGCAGAACGGAACCACGCUGGCGGCCGAGUACACGCCCAAGUAUGGUCUCGUUCCCCCGUCACCCGAUUCGCAGUCGCUAAUAAUGAGACCAAGUAUGGGAUACCCGCCCGUCAGCAUGGACAACAUUGCCAACCUGGACCCCUCGACGUACAUGUCACCGAUGGACCUCUACGAAUCGAUCUGGUGGGAAUCUCCCGACCCCUGGAACACCGGCGUCGAUACCAUGAACUUUGACUUUGUCGCCCAGCCCCCGCCAGGUCAGCCCCAGCAACAAUACUAUUUUUGA